UCGGAAAGCACGCACCAUCAAAACACGACAUAUCGAACAGUGUGGUAAACAAAGAUUUACUUUUUUAAAGUUUCACGUGUUUUUGUGCACAUUUUGAAGCAAAUACUAAACAUGAAUAUUACCCCUGUUGUGCGAUUGGCUUCCGAACGGGUAAACAUUCCACUCAUUGCGGAUGGUGGCGAAAACCAACGUCUAUUUACACCCGGUGAGGUCGUGACGAGACAGCAAGGAUUUAUGCGUGGCCAUGGAACGUAUAUGGAGGAAGAUGCGCUAAAAUCUUCGGUUGCGGGUGUGAUGGUACAGGUAAACAAACUGAUCACGGUAAAAGCCCUCAAGGGUCGAUACGUGGGUGAAAUCGGAGAUGUAGUGGUAGCCCGCGUAACCGAAGUACAGGAAAAGCGCUGGAAGGUGGACACAAACUCCCGGUUGGAUUCGGUUCUGCUGCUGUCCUCGGUAAAUCUACCGGGUGGUGAAUUACGUCGACGUGGCGUGGAGGACGAGAAGCAGAUGCGUAAAUAUCUGCAGGAGGGCGAUUUGAUUUCGGCCGAGGUGCAAAAUGUCCACUCCGAUGGUGUGCUAUCGUUGCAUACGCGAAGCUUGAAGUACGGUAAACUCUCCCAGGGAAUUCUUGUGAAAGUGUUUCCUUCGCUUAUUCAACGUCGCAAAACGCACUUUCACAACUUGCCCUGCGGUGCCUCGAUCAUACUGGGAAACAAUGGAUUCAUUUGGAUAGCCCCAAUUACGAACAGUGAAGGAGAAGGUGGUGGUUUCACGCAGAAUCUGGAUGAUGUAGUGACGAAAGAGGAUCGUAAAACGAUUUCCCGGCUAAGGAAUUGCAUUCUCGCAUUGGCACACUGCAAGAUGAUGCUUCACGACACUAGCAUACUGUACGCGUACGAAGAGUCUUGCAAGUACGAAACUUCCGAACUGCUUCACCCGGAAUGUAUGGCCGAUGUUGCGUUUUUGACACAGCAUCGCUUGCGAGUAUUGGAAGUUUAAUAAGAGUUAAUAAAAGCCUUUUGCUGUACAAAAAAUAAAUUUUACAGUGUGCAGCGUAUGUUUACGAAUGCGCAUAAAAGCGAAAAUGGAAAAACAAAAAGCAGGAAAGCAACAGCAACAAACAAUGC
Molecule: messenger RNA, 1127 nt
Organism: Anopheles funestus (African malaria mosquito)
Lineage: Eukaryota; Metazoa; Arthropoda; Insecta; Diptera; Culicidae
Gene: Rrp4
Product: exosome complex component RRP4
Exons: 4
Coding region: 112-999 (295 amino acids)
Biological process (GO): nuclear polyadenylation-dependent rRNA catabolic process; CUT catabolic process; TRAMP-dependent tRNA surveillance pathway
Cellular component (GO): nuclear exosome (RNase complex); cytoplasmic exosome (RNase complex)
Molecular function (GO): RNA binding
Source: RefSeq, a predicted model, not a curated record